Salmo salar (Atlantic salmon) is the source of this 3331-nucleotide messenger RNA. Its product is annotated as serine/threonine-protein phosphatase 2A 65 kDa regulatory subunit A beta isoform. Gene Ontology annotation, biological process: protein dephosphorylation. The record is from RefSeq and is a predicted model, not a curated record. Lineage: Eukaryota; Metazoa; Chordata; Actinopteri; Salmoniformes; Salmonidae. Gene Ontology annotation, molecular function: protein binding; protein phosphatase regulator activity. Gene Ontology annotation, cellular component: protein phosphatase type 2A complex; cytosol; nucleus.
UUCCACUCGUUACCACAGCCACACAGUCAAAAUUGGCUAUAUCGUAAAAAGGGGUGAAAAAAAUAAGCUUUUGCUCUUAAUCAAAGUGUAGGGUUAGCCAUAAAGUUGGGGUCUGGUUUAAAACGAGAUUUUAAGAAGAUAAAUGGUAGAAAUAGGCGGGGUUUAUUACUUAGUGACAACAAUAAAACGCCGUAGAGAAAGGAGAAUCCUAGUAAUUCGCUUUUGGCUUACUGCAACACAAAUCUAAAAUGGCAGGAGCUGAUGGAGAUGAUUCUCUCUACCCCAUCGCCGUGCUCAUUGACGAGCUUCGUAAUGAGGAUGUGCAGCUGCGACUGAACAGCAUCAAGAAGCUGUCUACCAUCGCACUGGCCCUGGGAGUGGAGAGGACCCGCACUGAACUCCUCCCCUUUCUCACAGACACCAUCUAUGAUGAGGAUGAGGUGCUUCUUGCCUUGGCUGAGCAGCUGGGCAACUUCACCAUGCUGGUGGGAGGCCCUGAAUAUGUUCACUGUCUGCUGCCGCCGCUGGAGAGCCUGGCUACCGUGGAGGAAACGGUUGUGCGAGACAAGGCGGUAGAGUCUCUGCGUAAGAUCUCCCAGGAGCACUCUCCUGUGGACCUGGAGGUGCACUUUGAGCCCCUGGUGAAGAGGCUGGCCAGUGGUGACUGGUUCACCUCCCGCACCUCCGCCUGUGGCCUGUUCAGCGUCUGCUACCCCCGCGUGUCCAGCACCGUCAAGGCUGAAAUACGCCAGCAUUUCCGCACUCUGUGCUCAGAUGACACUCCCAUGGUGCGCCGCGCCGCAGCGUCCAAGCUUGGGGAAUUCGCCAAGGUUCUGGAGCUGGACUAUGUCAAGAGUGACAUCAUCUCCCUCUUCACCGCACUGGCCUCUGAUGAGCAGGACUCAGUGCGCCUGCUGGCCGUGGAAGCUUGUGUGAGCAUCGCCUCGCUGCUGCCCCAGGAGGACCUUGAGACCCUGGUGAUGCCCACCCUGCGCCAGGCCGCCGAGGAUAAGUCCUGGAGGGUCCGCUAUAUGGUGGCUGACAAGUUCUCUGAGCUCCAGAAAGCAGUGGGCCCAGAGAUCACCAAGAACGACCUCGUCCCAGCCUUCCAGAACCUGCUCAAGGACUGUGAGGCUGAGGUCCGAUCCGCUGCCGCCAAAAAGGUCAAGGAGUUUUGCGAGAACCUUCCAGAAGACAGCAGAGAGACCAUCAUCAUGACUCACAUUUUGUCCUGUGUCAAGGAACUGGUGUCUGACACCAGCCAGCACGUGAAGUCUGCCCUGGCCUCUGUCAUCAUGGGCCUGUCCACCAUCCUGGGUAAAGACAACACAGUGGAGCACCUGCUGCCUCUGUUCCUGGCCCAGCUCAAGGAUGAGUGCCCUGAGGUGCGCCUCAACAUCAUCUCCAACCUGGACUGUGUCAACGAGGUGAUCGGCAUCCGCCAGCUCUCCCAGUCGCUGCUGCCUGCUAUCGUGGAGCUGGCCGAGGACGCAAAGUGGAGGGUCCGCCUGGCCAUUAUCGAGUAUAUGCCCCUGUUGGCCGGACAGCUGGGAGUGGAGUUCUUUGAUGAGAAGCUGAACACCCUCUGCAUGGCAUGGCUCAUUGACCACGUAUACGCGAUCCGCGAGGCAGCCACCUGUAACUUGAUGAAGCUGGUGGAGAAGUUUGGAGCCGAGUGGGCCCAGAACACCAUCGUGCCCAAGGUGCUGGGUAUGGCCAACGACCCCAACUACCUGCACAGGAUGACCACCCUCUUCUGCAUCAAUUCGCUGUCUGAGGCCUGUGGCCAGGACAUCACCACUAAGCAUAUGCUGCCCGUGGUCCUCAAGAUGUCCAACGACCAGGUGGCCAAUGUGCGCUUCAAUGUGGCCAAGUCCCUCCAGAAGAUAGGCCCUGUCCUGGACAGCAGUGCCCUGCAGACCGAGGUGAAACCGGUCCUGGAGAAACUAGCCACAGACACCGAUAUGGAUGUUAAGUACUUUGCCCAGGAAGCUAUACGUGUUCUGGCCCUGGCAUAAACCAACUCAAGCUUGGCUAUCCAGAGGAAACAAAAACCCAAGAUGGCACGACAUUGAACACUUUUCACAAUAUAUUUAUUGAUGUUGAAGAGGAAAUGGUGAUGUAUGGAGAAUUAAUGGCGCCUAUUAACAUCUAUUGUUCUUUUUUUUUACUCCGAAAAUAAAAUGUCCAAGAAAAGCGCAGGCUUCUAAUUUCCCCUCGCUGUAAAUCUUUUGCGUUUCCAAGUGUGAUGAAACAUGCAUUUAAGCACAGUAUGCUGACCACUGUGCAUAAGUAACAUUGCUGGUUUGACCCACACAUUCCUCCCCGUACAUACAUAGCCGUUGACUGUAACGUUACUAUUAGCACGGCCCCUUUCGCUGCCACGUUUCUCUGUACGAAGCACCCAGAACACGCAAGCCAUCUCUUGGUUGCUUGUCUAAGUGCUAGACACAUGCUAUUGCUGCAGCAGAUGGUGAGGAAGGCUGUUUUAUUUGCUUGUGAAGAACCGCAAGGCUAAGGCACCCACAGAUUUGUUUACAUGUGCUGCUUCCUCUCCUGGGACAUUUCUCAUGUAUUCAGAAAAGCUGUUGUGCAGCACCCCAUCCUCUUUUUCUGUCCUGUGUCCACAAUGAAUUAUGGUUUAAUUCGUUUGAGAACAUUGGGUGUGGAUUACUCAUUUCUAUCUAGACUUAAGGGGAUACUUUGAUUUUGGCAAUGAUGCCCUGUAUCUACUUCCCCGGAGUUAGAUGAACUUGGGCAUACCAUUUUUUUGUGUGUCCAGUAUGAAGGUAGUUUCAUGAGCCAAAGUGAACUAACGCUAGUUAGCAACUUCGUUCAAACUGCACACCGAGACAAAUGGUAUCCACAGGUCUGUUUGUUUGACGCAGGGGGGAACAGUGGGAGAAUUUGUCCACAAUCUCUCUUGCUAUAUUGCUCUUAAUUGUUGUGCCAAUUACUGAUGAGCAAUGUUUUUUGUUUUUUUUUGCAAGUUUUCAUAAGGUUUAACUCUUGAUUGUCCUAAUGUUUUCUGUUCUCUAAAGACAAGGCAUCAUUCCUCAGUUAAACAAGGCUGGCCACUACAGCUAAAAUGACCGGAGCACUAAGAACAGGGCUCUGUGUAGGUGGUUGCAUAAAUGUUUUAUAGAAUGAUUUGGUCAAUUACGGUCAAAAGAAACUCAUUGUCUCCCUCCCCAUUUCCCAUCGUUCUCUUAAAUAAAUAAACCUUGAUUUUUCUCAUAUCAUGAAGACCCCACUUUGGUUUUUAUUGAAGUCUCUUCACAAUUGUGAUGCUGUACUUUUAUCUUGAACUGAAUAAAGUAAUAUAAAGAUU